AAUCUCUAGUAGAGUCCACUUGACAACAACCAAACAGCACUCUCCUCUCGCACAGUAUCGAUAUUGUUUUCCUUUCACUUUAUUUCUUGCACUUUGUCCUGAUUGAUGCAAAAUAAAAAGCUCUGACAUUUUUGUCUGCAAUACACGAGUUUUGUAUUUUCGAUACUAAAAGUUUCAAAAUUUUGAGUAUCUGACUUUCAUCUUUUGCAGAGAAGUUGAUGCCUUUCUCAUAACACUAUGUCUAAUUUCCCUGGAAAGAUGGGUUCCUCAAAUUCUACCGACACAACUGUUCUAUUUAAGCAGGAGGAUCAUUUUGGGUAUCGAAUACCUUCAUUGCUCCACAUUCCAGAUACAGAUGUGCUUCUGGCAAUUUCUGAGAAGAGAUUAGGUCCCAAGGACGAAAAUGCUGAUACACUUAUGGUCCGAAGGGGCACAUACAAUAAGUCUUCAAUAAAUUUUGAGUGGGACGAUGUAACAUGCAUUGAGUCUGCACAGCUACAUGAUCACCGAUCCAUGAAUCCUUGUCCUGUCUAUGACAAAGAAAAAUGCACCAUUUUCCUCUUCUUUAUUGCUGUCUACGACAGUGUAACUGAGCAAGAGCAGCUACACUCUGGGAGAAAUUUCACACGACUUUGCUUUGUUACCAGCACAGAUAAAGGAAAGACCUGGAGCACUGCUACUGAUUUGACAGAUUGUCAACUAGGUCAGCGCAUUAACAAGUGGGCGACGUUUGCUGUGGGACCAGGUCAUGGUAUUCAACUCAGGUCUGGACGCCUCAUUAUCCCAGCCUAUGCUUAUGAGAAAAUUCCCGUUUGCCAAUGUCGGGCUUUCACCUUCUAUAGUGAUGAUCAUGGAGAGAGCUGGAGAGUUGGGGACUUCAUUUCCAAAGAGGAAUGUGGUGAAUGCCAGAUGGUGGCAAUGCAUCGAGGCCAUGGACCUGAAAUUGUUUAUUGCAAUGCUCGGAGUAUUAAGCAUGGUAAACACCAGUAUCGUGUGCAGGCUUUUAGCACAGAUGGUGGAGAUGCUUUUACAGAAGGGCAUCUGGUGAAAAAGCUUGUUGAACCACCAAAUGGUUGCCAUGGCAGUAUCAUCAAUUUUCAUUCGUCAAAAAUUUCACACAUCAAUAUUUAUCAUGUCAUUAAAAAACAUCAUUUUCAGCAGGAGAAAGGCACAUCAAAGUUAGCAAAAGAUUUUGAGAUUAUAUUAUUCUCACAUACGACAAGCAUGGAAUCACGUAGUGAUUUAGGAAUUUAUCUUGGUACUUACUAUGGUCAUUCUCCUACCUGGACAGACCCUUGGGUCAUUUGUCAUGGUCCUUGUGCCUACUCAGAACUGGCUUUUGUAGAAAUUCCUGGGGAAGAAAUUCCUCUUGUUGCCUGUUUGUUUGAAUGUGGAUCCACAUCUGAAAGUGAACAGAUCUCAUUCACUGUAUUCCAAGUUGAUGAGGUUAUUAAGAACAUUUUAGAAAUAAAACCUCAUGAUAAUUCUCAUUGCUAAUCAGAAUAUUCACUAACCUCAAGAUUGUAAACUACUUGGGAGGGAAAGCCUGUGCCAUAGUUGUUUAUGGUGCAGUUUCAACUUGCCCAAAGUUGGUUUGGAAAAAUGACCAAAUAUUCAGAGAACUGAUCAUUCCAUUUAUGCAAUAAAACCUGAUUUGAAACUGU
This is a messenger RNA of Rhincodon typus (whale shark), 1664 nucleotides long. Its product is annotated as sialidase-4-like. Bases 238 to 1497 code for a protein of 419 amino acids. The record is from RefSeq and is a predicted model, not a curated record. Lineage: Eukaryota; Metazoa; Chordata; Chondrichthyes; Orectolobiformes; Rhincodontidae. Gene Ontology annotation, biological process: ganglioside catabolic process; oligosaccharide catabolic process. Gene Ontology annotation, molecular function: exo-alpha-sialidase activity. Gene Ontology annotation, cellular component: membrane; lysosome; cytoplasm. The transcript is spliced from 2 exons.